Molecule: messenger RNA, 1902 nt
Organism: Amaranthus tricolor (Joseph's coat)
Lineage: Eukaryota; Viridiplantae; Streptophyta; Magnoliopsida; Caryophyllales; Amaranthaceae
Product: protein ACCELERATED CELL DEATH 6-like
Exons: 5
Coding region: 1-1902 (633 amino acids)
Cellular component (GO): plasma membrane
Molecular function (GO): protein phosphatase 1 binding; protein phosphatase regulator activity
Source: RefSeq, a predicted model, not a curated record
AUGGAUGUUAAUCUUGAAACAGCUGCUAAAGAAGGAGACGUAGCGUACCUCAACCGAUUUCAUGUGAACAGGGAGACAGAGAAUGGAGAAACAACUUUGGAAAGCUCCUUCCUCGGUCAAACACCAGAAGGGGACAACAUUCUUCACUUGGCUGCAAAGCGAAACCGGUAUAGCUUCAUUGAGAAGGCUCUACAGAAGAUUCCAGCGGUAGUGUUACUCAUUCGUCAGAGCAACUCCAGAGGGGAAAACCCCCUCCACAUUGCAGCUCAGUUGGGGCACCUUGACAUAGUGCAGGUGCUCGUCAAUUCCUACAAGACUCACUUGCGAGAUGUCAAAGACAUGAAGUUUAGAUCUACCUUGUUGUCCCUCAUGGUAGUUGAAGAAGGAACGAGUCUUGAUCCAUGGAUAGCUCAAGAUUCGAGUGGAAACACCCCACUACAUGAGGCUCUUAGGAGUGGGUAUGAGGAGGUAGCAAUGUACCUGCUUCAAGUGGAACCGAAAUUGGCUGAUAGUAUCAACAAUGCUGCGGAAGGCAUACUCUUCCUUGCCGCAGCCUAUGGUCAUGAGCAAAUUCUAGAGAUGAUCCUGACCUCAGAAGUUCCAUACAGUUUAAGUUCACCUGCUGGGUUGACUCCACUACACGCACUGAUACACAAUUGCUCAGAGGGCGCUGCCCAGCUUUUACUAAGGAAACACCCAGAACUAGCAAAGAGAGCAGACAAGCACAAGCAAACAGCAAUAUACUAUGCAGCAGUAGCAAAUAAAGAUAGGCAUGUGGAGGUACUACUAAAGACAGAUAAAUCAUGCGCAUACCUAAAAGACGAGAAUGGUUUUACUCCCCUCCUUAUAGCAGCAAGUCUUGGUCAGUUAAAAGCAGUACAUAUAAUACUUCUUCAUUGUCCAGAAUCGAUUACUAUUUGUGAUACCAAUUGUAAGACUGCACUGCACCUAAUGAAACUAGAAAGUUAUGAAGAAGGCAUAGAACUCCUUAUGAAUCCAGCCAUGGAAAGGCUCAUUAAUGUGCCAGAUCUGGAGGGAAAUACUCCAUUACAUCUAGCAGUGAAGAAUUCUGAUCACAUUAAGGCUAAGGUGAUACUAGAUAUGGACAAAACGGGAAUUAAUUUAAGGAAUAAAAAUGGUGACACACCCUGGGAUUUAACCAAACGACAGCAAGAGCUUUCAGAAAACAUGGUAAAAAUUGGCUAUGACCUAAUUAUGCAUUCAAGUGAUAAGCACAAACCAACUCAACAAGAAACUGAAAAUCAACCUGCAAUGAUCCCCCAAACAGUACAUAAUUUACAGGAAGCCAACAAAAUAAUGCAUAAUAACUUCAGCAUAGUUGCAAUUAUAGCUGCAAUUUUUGCAGCCAUUACUUUUGCAGCAGGUUUCCUAGUCCCAGGUGGGUUAGAUGUAAAUGGGCAUGUUGUUCUGACAAGAGUGACCGCUUUUAAAGUGUUCAUUCUGUCAAAUACAACAGCCAUGUGCGGCUACACAUUUGUGCUGUUCAGUGCUCUUUCGACGAUGAUGCUUGGUCAGAGAGAUGAUAAACCAAGAUAUUUACUGUCUUUCAACAUUUACAUUCUUCGACUAUCUUUCUAUGCAACCUUAAUAGCCUUUCUAGAUUCUUCUCCAAGCUUUGGAUAUAAUGAGACGGUAAAGAAAACUAGUACUCAAGCAUUUCACUCAAGAAUCCUCUAUCAGAAAACUUCGGCCAAUACCUUCUUGGCACAAACCCUGAAACCCUACCGAAAACUUUUAGUCGUUAAAACAAAAAAGGGGGAGAAAACAAGAUGUCUUCUCAUACUGUCUAUUGAUAAAUGUUUCUUCCAUUCGGACUUCGGUCAGCCAUCAUUCACAACAAAAAGACAGAGAGAGAAAGGUUAUCAGUUUAUAUCGAUGUAG